This is a messenger RNA of Misgurnus anguillicaudatus (oriental weatherfish), 5538 nucleotides long. The record is from RefSeq and is a predicted model, not a curated record. NCBI's taxonomy places the organism in Eukaryota, Metazoa, Chordata, Actinopteri, Cypriniformes, Cobitidae.
CGCAGCCUGAUGUGAAGUCUCGCGAAAGUGCGAUGCGGCCAUUUUUCCUCCAUUGAUUGCUGUUUGUGCUUGCAGUCCAAACAGACAGAAAGUAACACAGAUUAAAGUGGAUUUCAAGUUAUUUUGCACCAAACAUUGGCUUUGAUAUCGACUCGUUUUGGCUGACAUGCUCAUAAUGUUUUCGCGAGGCGACUUGCAGAGCUCGUGUUGACAGGAUCUCGGCUGGAGGAUCAAAUGGAAAUGGUGCCCAGCGAAGAAAAUCAGCUUGUGGCCAGAGAGGGUAUUUUUUGGAGUUCCAGGCAGAAUAUGUUUGAUGAGAUGCAGAAGAGGUUCAAGCAGAUCGAAAGCGCCGCGGAGGAACCGAGAGUGUUGUGUAUCGUGCAGGACACCACCAAUGCCAAGACGAUCAAUGAGAAGCUGACUCUCAACCUGCCCGCCUCCACCACUGUUAGUAAACUGUUCGAAGAUGUUGCUCGUAAAGCCGGCUACGUCAACGGCUCUUUCUGCCUGGCAUGGACCAACUCUACCAAUGCGGCUUCUCUGGAGCCGGCCAGCGAGUUAUCCCUGGUUUUGUCCGGAUUUGAGGCAGGAAAGAGAAACUUCCUGCAGCUCACGGAUAAGGAUGGGGACCAGCCUCUGAUUCUUUCAGAUGAAUGUGGCACAGCAGACAGCAGCGGGCUUGAUGACAGCUCACAGGACAGAUUCAUUGGCCCUUUACCGCGUGACGGUACUAUGGGCUGCAGUAGUGACUACAGCAGCCCCAGUUAUUCGUAUUCCUCCGUACUCAACAAAUCAGACACAGGUUAUGUUGGUUUGGUCAACCAAGCGAUGACCUGUUACCUGAACAGCCUUCUGCAGUCCCUGUUCAUGACCCCUGAGUUUAGGAAUGCACUCUACAAUUGGGAGUUUGAGGACUCUGAUGAAGAUCCGAUCACCAGUAUCCCAUACCAGCUCCAGAGGCUGUUUGUGCUCCUGCAGACCAGUAAGAAGCGGGCCAUAGAGACCACAGAUGUGACUCGCAGCUUUGGCUGGGACAGCAGUGAAGCCUGGCAGCAGCAUGACGUCCAGGAGCUCUGCAGAGUCAUGUUUGAUGCACUGGAACAGAAGUGGAAAGAGACUCAACAGGCUGACCUGAUUAACCAGCUUUACCAGGGCAAGCUGAAGGACUAUGUGCGUUGUUUGGAGUGUGGCAAUGAGAGCUGGAGAAUCGACACAUACCUGGACAUCCCUCUGGUCAUUCGACCAUUUGGGGCCAGCCAGGUUUAUGGCAGCGUGGAAGAGGCUUUGCAGGCCUUCGUCCAGCCUGAGACUCUGGACGGGCCCAACCAGUACUUUUGUGAGCGAUGCAGGAAGAAAUGCGACGCCCGUAAGGGCCUGCGAUUCCUUCAUUUUCCAUACCUGCUGACUCUGCAGCUCAAACGCUUCGACUUUGAUUACACCACUAUGCACCGCAUUAAACUCAACGACCGCAUGACCUUCCCAGAGGAGCUGGACAUGAGCCCCUUUAUUGAUGUGGAGGAUGAGAAAUCACCUCAGACAGAAAGCUGUACUGACAGUGGGGCGGAGAAUGAGGGAAGCUGCCACAGUGACCAGAUGAGUAAUGACUUCUCCACAGAUGAUGCUGUGGAUGAGGGCAUCUGUCUGGAUAACACCAGCAACACAGAGCGAGCGCUCAAAACAAAGAGCUCGCUGACCUUUGAACUCUUCUCAGUCAUGGUGCACUCUGGGAGCGCUGCAGGUGGACACUACUAUGCCUGCAUCAAGUCUUUUAGUGACGGUCAGUGGUACAGCUUCAAUGACCAGCACGUCAGCAAGAUCACGCAGGAUGACAUCCGGAAGACAUAUGGCGGGUCCUCAGGAAGCAGAGGCUAUUACUCCAGUGCCUUUGCCAGCUCUACAAAUGCAUACAUGCUCAUGUACAGACUGAAAGACCCAUCCAGGAACACAAAAUUCCUGGAAGUGGAGAACUUCCCCGAGCACAUAAAGAGACUUGUGCAGCGAGAGAAAGAGUCUGAGGAGCAGGAAAAGAGACAGAGGGAGAUUGAGCGCAACACAUGCAAGAUCAAGCUCUUCUGCAUGCAUCCAGUUAAGAUGAUGAUGAUGGAGAACAAACUGGAGGUUCACAAAGACAAAACUCUGAGAGAAGCAACAGAAAUGGCCUACAAGCUGAUGGAUCUCGAGACAGUUGUGCCACUGGACUGCUGUCGAUUGGUGAAGUACGACGAGUUUCAUGAAUAUCUGGAACGCUCGUAUGAGGGCGAGGAAGACAUGCCCAUGGGUUUGCUGCUCGGCGGGGUCAAAUCUUCAUACAUGUUCGACCUGCUGCUUGAGAUCCGCAGACCAGACCAAACAUUUCAGCCCUACAAACCUGGAGAGGUUAUGGUGAAGGUUCACAUAGUGGAUCUAAAGAGUGAAACCAUUGCUGCUCCAGUCAGUGUGAGGGCUUAUCUUAACCAGAGCAUUACUGAGUUUAAACAACUCAUUGCACAGGCCACGGGGCUUUGUGCAGACACGAUGCGUGUUGUCUUAGAGCGCUGCUAUAAUGACCUUCGGCUUCUUUAUGUGCCCAACAAAACUCUAAAAGCAGAGGGUUUCUUCAGGAGUAACAAGGUAUUCGUGGAGAGCUCAGACUCGCCGGAUCACCAGGCCGCUUUCACCGAAUCUCAUUUGUGGAAGCUCCUGGAUCGCCACGGCAACACAAUCAGACUGUUUGUCUCCCUGCCCGAGCAGUCGCCAGGCUCCUUAGCCAAUAGAACUAGUUGUCCCAAAGCUAGCGCUGACUCUGAGGACUCGUUUGAUGGGUCGAAGGGCAGCCGAAAGUCAGUAGAAGCCAUUCUUGAAGAGAGCACAGAGAAACUAAAAAACCUUUCAUUACAACAACAGCAACAGACCUCCAGCACCAGUGACAGCCAGAAGAGCUCAGAACACAGCGACUUCGAGCACAUCGAGUCACCACCAGCACAAGAACCCGAGGCUGCCGCACAGCCGCCCUCCCAACCCGAGAAUUGCACGCGGCCCGCUCCCGACUCCGAGAACCAGUUCCCCUCUGAGGAGCGUUCUGACUCGGACGUCAACAAUGACCGUAGCACCAGCUCGGUGGACAGCGACAUCCUGAGCUCCAGCCACAGCAGCGACACCUUGUGUAACGCAGACAGCGGCCCGUUGCCCCUGGCCAACGGCCUUGACUCGCACAGCAUCACCAGCAGCCGCCGCUCCAAAGCGCACGAGGGCAAAAAGGAGACGUGGGACACGGCCGAGGAGGAUUCGGGAACGGACAGCGAGUACGAUGAGAACGGCAAGAAUAAAGCCGAAGCCCAAUACCUGUACUUUAAAGCAGAGCCGUACCCGCAAGACAAUGGUUCCGAAGAGGGACAGAAAAGUAAAGGUUUGCUUGUCCAUGUUGAUAAGAGAAUCACAUUGGCUGCAUUCAAACAGAAUCUCGAGCCGUACGUUGGCGUCCCAUCCACUCAGUUUAAGGUCUUCCGGGUUUAUGCCAACAACCAGGAGUUUGAAAGCGUGCGGCUGAAUGAGACACUGUCUACUUUCUCUGAUGACAACAAGAUCACGAUCCGAUUAGGACGAGCACUGAAGAAAGGAGAAUACAGGGUGAAGGUCUACCAGCUGCUGGUCAAUGAACUAGAGCCCUGUAAGUUUCUUCUCGACACAGUGUUUGCUAAGGGCAUGACUGUUAGACAGUCUAAAGAGGAGUUGCUGCCUCAACUCAAAGACCAGUGUAAACUGGAGCUCAGUAUAGACCGGUUCAGACUCAGGAAGAAGACCUGGAAGAACCCAGGCACAGUUUUCUUGGAUUACCACAUUUAUGAGGAGGACAUCAACAUCUCCAGUAACUGGGAGGUGUUCCUCGAGGUCCUUGAAGAACCCGAGCGAAUGAAGUCCAUGUCCCAACUGGCGGUUCUGACGCGACGCUGGUGUCCCGCCCAGAUGAAACUCGAACCCUUUCGCGAGGUGGUGCUGGAGAGCAGCAGUGUAGAGGAGCUCAAGGAAAAGCUCAGUGAAUUGAGUGAGAUUCCUUUGGAAAACUUGGAAUUUGCAAAGGGACGAGGAACUUUUCCCUGUGACAUAUCAGUGCUGGAGAUCCAUCAGGAUUUGGAUUGGAAUCCUAAAGUCUCCACCCUCAAUGCUUGGCCUCUGUAUAUCUGUGACGAUGGCGCAGUGAUCUUCUACAGGGACAGCACAGAAGAGCUAAUGGAGCUUUCCGAGGACGAGCGUAAUGAACUGAUGAAGAAAGAGAGCAGUCGUCUGCUAAAGACGGGCCAUCGGGUCAGCUACUCUCCUCGCAAGGAGAAAGCCCUCAAAAUUUACCUGGACGGAGGGCCUACCAAAGACCCCGGACAGGACUGAGCGGGUGGGAACUGUCCUCCCGUCUUUUCUGUCAGACCUGACCGCUGCAGUGUAGCGCUGCCUCGCCAGGGACCCUGGCCCACGUUGAAUCAACGUCACCAGUGCUGUCCGGCUGACGCUGUCCUUUGGAGCUCAGAGUCCUAUUGUGCACCAUAGUUUAUUGUACUGUAAAGUUUAAAGGGAAGUGCAAAAGCUAUUUCAAAUCUAAUAUCAUUUAGAAAAAAAAUCUGUUUAAUAAUACAAAGACGGGUGCAAUCGUAGAGCAAAGAGAGGGGGCAACUUUAUCGCCCUCUUGAUUCGCCUGUCUUUGUUGAUUUUCAUCCCGUCGUUCCCACAUCCAGUUCACACGUUCACCCAGAUUCAUUGACCGUUCAGGCACAGCGUGUAAUGUACCCGGAUACCUUCAAACGCCCUUCAGACCGCAGGGGUGCGGCACUGCUCAUCUUCCACUUCGUAGAGCUCUUCGACCGGACUCGUCCGGUUACGUGAUACUUUCACUUGAAGUUUUUGGGUAUGAUGGCUCUCACUUGAAAUUUUGGUAUUUCGUUUUGUUUAUUUAACACACAGUUGUGAAUUAAAUGCUUCUUUUCUGGCUGACAAAGUUAAUGGUUCCCUGUUUGUUUGGGGAUGGGCGUGGCUAUCGAUAUCUGAAGCCCCGCCCUUUGCUCUUUUAUCAUUCUUCCUACUGGGGCUACUGACACUGGUACAUACGGGAUUGCGAGCCUUUAGGAGUAAAGCAACACGAAUCAAGUAGAGAGCUGCAUUUACCUGUUUUGGUUUUUUGUUGUUGUUGUUUAUCCUGUAAAUUAUUUCACUACGGACUGAUAAAGAUGUUAGGUCUUGUGAGUGACUUUUAAUGGCACGUGUUUUAAUUAUUUUCGUUUUGAUCUGUACUCGGCUUUCUUUUUCCAUCUAGAAAUGUCUCAUCCUGUGUUUGUUUUGUUAUUUUAUUUUGUGAACACAGGUUCAGAUGUGGCGAGUGUGUGUGUGUGUGUGCAUGUGUGGAAAUGCUUCUCGCUGCUGUUUUUGCGUAGCUGGAAGGCGGCGGGUGUGUGAACGCCCCGCCACAGGAGCGCCAGUGACCCUCCCUGGUACCGCAGAGCACAGGCUCCUGGUCUCCGUACGCUGCCACAAGCUGUAGACAUGCCAAUAUUCAAAUAAAGAGCAACAAUCAAA